GUUUCCUCCCCAUCCCCUUUAGAUUAGUUGAUUUCAAGCUCCAUCAAUGGAAGCUCCAAGGUAUUUGUAUUAUGUAAUUGGUGAGGAGAGCAGAACAAUGAGAAAGAGCGGGUUUGGACGUUAGCCUAAAAAGUCCCGUGGUUUUCUCCAUUUCCGGGUUUCCACGUAAAAAUAGCUAGUUUAUACACUUUUAUAUAUUUAUUCAUUUUUAUACCGAAUCUAAGAUCCUGAAUAUCCGAAGUUAUGUUGGACUUUCGGAUCUACGAGACUAAAACUCAACAUUGGCGCCGUCUGUGGGAAAAGUUCAAAAAGCUACACGUGUUCUUGAGUCUACAAAUGAUUUGAUAAAGGCUACUGAUUCCACGAAGAAAAUGAGAGAAAAUUGUUUCUGGAAAAACACAAGAACAGGAGAAGAACGGUAGAAGGCCAGGACUCCAGUAGCUUGCUCAUCAUUCAGGUGGCUGCCCCCAUGUCCUGAAGUAAACGCCAGCGCCGAAGGAGGAGACUAAAAAGAAUUAUUGUUUUCUAAGACACUAAUGAUUCAAGAAAAUGGUGGGUGGGGCCGUGUCCCCACUAGCUUGCAGUAAGAAUAGGGACGGAUUACUUCCUAGUCACAUGGAGGCCUGACAACACAGUGACGUGACAGAUUCAUCCUUAUCCAAAAGUAAAAUAACAGGGCCUGCUUCCCGAACGGGAACUCCAUGAACGCCGGUUCAACAUAGCUAAGCUCGAACAACUUGGAUUUGCUUGACAUAAUCCUUACUUAGCAACUGAAAUGGCCUGCCCACCAGUAGGUACCCCUUAAAUUCUUAACGGCCUGAUGAAAAGGCCUGUGAAUAGGGGAGUGGCAGAACCAUACUCCUGCUCGGGAUCAAGGGGACUCCAACAGGAAAAUCUAUCAUGCCCGGAUGAUAAGGGAUUCAUAAGAAGCCACAAGGAGACAUUCUCAAAACAAAGGGCACAACCAAGGUCCUUGACUAGUAAAAAAUUCCAGAACAGGACAGAACGAUUUAGGAAGAACGAUAUCCGACCACAGAGUUUUGGCCUUUGAUGGAACCAAUUCCCGAUCUGGCACGACAUCGUCAAACGGGGGAAGGAAUACACCAAACUGCCUAAUAGUAGGUCGUUCGACCCCACUGUUCAAUCCAUCACCGUUCCACACCUUUUCCUGACUCACCAAGGGAUACCCAACCUGAACGAGAACUUCAAUACCAUAAUAACUAGAAGGAUGUCCCAAAUUUAGAACUGGCAGACAGGGUAACUUCGGAUGAACACACAAUUACACCAGGCUACCCGCACCCUUGCUUUUCCCGAGCAGGUAAAAAUUUUGGGAACAUGGUUUAGCAUCGCUAGUGUCAGAGGAUCCCAAUAAUCCUCCCCCAUAACGGGAUACUGUACACUGAGGAGGGUCCGAGAAGGCAGGGUAUACAUACCUCAUAUUGGUUCCGAAAGGGCAACCUCUAGGCAUGCUGAUCGCGAGCCGGCCACAUCCGUGCUUAGUACUGGCACACCAAACCAGCUCAGGACGCCUUGGGUUUCUAUUUCAAACGCCGUUUCGGCCCGCAGAACACCGUUCGGGUAGUCUGACCUAAAGUAACAGAGUAUCAAGCUCAAUUGUCCGACAAAACCCUUACCGGGGAAAUUGAUGCGCAUUGUUCGGUCCAAGGUCUGACAGCCAGAAGAAGCCGCUCGAUCUCAUACAGAAUCUCCCAGAUCGGCGGUUGAUGGCCUGGGAUAACCAGAGCAAGUUCCCGUACGGGACAAACCGACCACCAGGCCGGCACCAGACCGACCUUCGUUACACCGACCAGCCUCCCGCCUUCCGCCCGUCCGGCAUCCUCUCGCUCAGUACCCAUGUCUUGCCCUGCGGUAGUCAAGGUGGGCUGUCGGCUUGCUUUCAACUGGGAGAACAGGCAAUCACCUCCUCCGUAGAAUUGAAGUAUGAAUCAGGAAGGAAGCAGAUUCGAAGCAGAAUACCGAACGGGUCAUAUGCCUCUCCCGAAGCAGAUUCCCGUACGGGUCAUUUGUGGGCGGCAGCUUGUGAUUACAGUGUUGGACCUCCCAAUUGUGAAAAAAAGCUUUGACACGGGCCUUCAGUUAAGGGGCGACAACUUGUGAGUGAUGGAGCAGCGGCAUGGGCCAAGUUAGGAUGUCAUCGGAUUGAUGGGCUGCCUAAUCCGUAGGAUUGCAGCUACUUGAUCAACUGCUGGGCUGGAUCACCAUCGGCCAAUUAAAGUCUCCAGGCCAACAAAUUGGCUUGGCAGCUGUAAGCCAGCCUAUUCGAGCUAAGUACCAUCAUUUUCUCUCUUGCUGAUCUAUUUCAAAAAGGAAAAAAAGAGAGAAAGGAAUGGAAAAAUGGUAUUGUUGUUGCGUUUGAUUGUUUCAUCAUUAUUUAGCAGGGAUUAAAAUAUCCCGAAUUUAAUAAUUCUAAGCCCUAGUGACAAGAUCAUCAACAUUUUAUAUUAAAUGAUUGAUUUAGUGGGCCGACCGACCAACCCACGAUCGGGGUAAUAGAGCGAUCGGAGUGCAUCCAUAGGGUAUCACUCCGGCGAUGUGUUUUUAUACGAUGAAGUCUUGCUAGGCAUCGAGUGCUAAUACAUUAAAGUAUUAAGUGUAAUUAGUCGAAUCACCAUUAUUUAGUAGGGAUAAAAUGUUCCCAAAUUAAAUAGUGUCGAGCGAGGAAGCUCCAGUGAUAAAAUUACCAUUAUUUUAAUGAAAUGCUUGGUUUGACUAAGUGCAUCGGUCCACCCCCAAACGGGCCAAAUUAAUUGGCUGAAGCGUCCCCGGUGAUGUAUUUUAAUUUUGAGACCAUUCAUGGUCCCGCUGGACAUUGAGUGCUCGAACGGCAGUUGAACCCAGUACGGGGCGAAGUACGUAUUUUGAUUAGUUAAAACUUUUCUUGGAAACGCUCGACAAACCACUAAGUGGUUCUGAUAGCACCUGAGCAGUGCGAAGAAUGAAUCUAGGCCAACGAUUCUUAGACCACUUCGGCCGGUAAUCAUAAAUAUUAUGCAUGUGUGUGUAUAUACUUGUAUAUUUUGUUCGGCCGUGCGGCCGUAUUACUAUGCUUAUUGUGCAGUGGAAUCCGUUCGAUAUGCUCGAGCUAGGAAAUCCAUAAUGUUGGCAUGAAGCGCGAAGACGUUCAUGACCGACAAGGAAAUGAAGAAAGUACAAGCAUGAAAAGUCGUUCGGUCAGCUCGAACGGGGAGAUCACGAAGCACAGAGACGUUCAUGAUUAAAAAAAAGAAAGAAAGAAAAGUCCUACGAGAUACCUUUCGGAGCCGUUCGAGAUUCAGAAAAGAAGAUCGAGACUCAGAAAAGGGGAUUGAGAUUCAGAAAUGAAGAUCGAGGUUCAGAAAUGAAGAUCGAGAUUCAGAAAAGGGGAUCGAGAUUCAGAAAUGAAGAUCGAGAUUCAGAAAAGGGGAUCGAGAUUCAGAAAUGAAGAUCGAGAUUCAGAAAAGGGGAUCGAGAUUCAGAAAUGAAGAUCGAGAUUCAGAAAUGAAGAUCGAGAUUCAGAAAAGGGGAUCGAGAUUCAGAAAUGAAGAUCGAGAUUCAGAAAUGAAGAUCGAGAUUCAGAAAAGGGGAUAGAGAAUUCAGAAAUGAAGAUCGAGAUACAGAAAUGAAGAUCGAGAUUCAGAAAAGGGGAUCGAGAUUCAGAAAUGAAGAUCGAGAUUCAGAAAAGGGGAUCGAGAUUCAGAAAUGAAGAUCGAGAUUCAGAAAAGGGGAUCGAGAUUAAGAAAUGAAGAUCGAGAUUCAGAAAAGGGGAUCGAGAUUCAGAAAUGAAGAUCGAGAAUUCUGUGUUGCCGAGUGAUGUUCGGCAACACAGAAAAUUUCAGCCCAUGGUUAACACGCAGUCAUUCCGGAUGACCGAAUGACGAACGGGUUAACAACAUGGAAGGAAAAUCAUUCUCAGCUAAAAGAAUUUGACCCUAGACUUGCGAACGGAUAAAGGGAUCAAAACGGCUUGGAGAAUCGAUGCUCAGAAAAUCUCAGCCCAUGGUUAACACGCAGUCAUUCCGGAUGACCGAAUGACGAACGGGUUAACAACAUGGAAGGAAAAUCAUUCUCAACUAAAAGAAUUUGAUCCUAGACUUGCGAACGGAUAAAGGGAUCAAAACGGCUUGGAGAAUCGAUGCUCAGAAAAUCUCAGCCCAUGGUUAACACGCAGUCAUUCCGGAUGACCAAAUGACGAACGGGUUAACAACAUGGAAGGAAAAUCAUUCUCAGCUAAGAGAGUUUUGACCCUAGAAUUAUGAACGGAUAAAGGGAUCAAAACGGCUUGAAGAAUCGAUGCUCAGAAAAUCUCAGCCCAUGGUUAACACGUAGUCAUUCCGGAUGACCGAAUGAUGAACGGGUUAAUAACAUGGAAGGAAAGUCAUUCUCAGCCAACGGUUUGGAGUUUGACAAUCAGACAGUCUCAUCUCAGCGGUUAACAUGGGAAUCGUUCUGGACAACCGAAUGAGGAACAUGUUAGCAGUUUGGAGGGAGCCAUUAUCUCAGCUAAUAGAGUUUGACCCUGUAAUUACGCAUUGUUAAAGGGAUCAAAAUGGCCUGGAGUUUGAUGUCAGUGAUUCUCACCUCAGCUUUUUAACACGCAAAAUCAUUCUGGAUGACCGAAUGAGGAACGGUUUAACAGUUUGGAGGGAGCUGAGUCAUCAACUUAGCUAAAUUCGACCCUGUAAUUACGUACGGGCAAAGGGAUCAAAACGGCUUUGAGAUGGUGUCAAGACUGUAAGAUAUGGAUGAACCAAGCGACGUUCGGAUAAGGUACGGAUUGUCGUCCGGGGAAUCGGAACUAUGUUUUUGAAAAAUCUCGCCUCAGUCAUUAACUUGAUUUGGAAGCGAGUCGCCCUUUUAGCUAUAAAUAAGGAAUGACCCGAUCCGGUGACCUUGCUUACAGUUUGAAAAGGGUUACCUCAGACCCCUAAUAUGGAUGAUAUGAGCCGGAGAGAAUAGUCCGGAAUGCAUCGGAAUUAUGGGUUUGGAAGGGAGAUAGUCUCACCUCAGCUUGUUAACACGUGGGAUCAUUCCGGAUGACCGAAUGACGAACGGGUUAACAGUUUGGAGGGAGCCCCUGUCCCAGCUGAGAGUUUGACCUUGUGGUCACGAUCAAAACGGCUUGGAGGAAUUCACCUCAGCUAAAAGAAUUUUGACCCCGUGAAUCACAAACGAUAAAGGGAUCAAAACGGGCUUAGAAAAGGUGUCAGAACAAAUUUGGAAGGGAGAUAGUCUCACCUCAGCUUGUUAACACGUGGGAUCAUUCCGGAUGACCGAAUGACGAACGAGUUAACAGUUUGGAGGGAGCCCCUGUCCCAGCUGAGAGUUUGACCCUGUGGUCACGAUCAAAAUGGCUUGGAGGAAUUCACCUCAGCUAAAAGAAUUUUGACCCCGUGAAUCACGAACGGUAAAGGGAUCAAAACGGGCUUGGGAAAGGUGUCAGAACAAAUAUGGUAAAAACGAAUGAUGUUCGGUAACCUGGAUUGUCAUCCGCAGAAUCAGAAUUCGCAGUAGAUGACCGAAGGACGAAUGGUUUGGAGGAAGAUAUUUCAGCCCAAAUAUGUCGACCCUAGCUUUAUGACCGAACAGAGGGAUCAAAACCAGCUUGGGAAGGGUGUCAGAAUUAUGAGUGUGGACGAAUCCAAGUCGCGUCCGGUAACCCUAAAAACGAAGGAACUAGGAGUUCGGGUUUGAAAAAUACAAAAAGAAAAAAAAAAGCAAUGAAGUAACAAGAUUGGGCAAAAGAAUCGAGUUUUAUUCUUCAAACACUACUCGCCGGAAAGUACAAAAGAAAUCAAGAGUAAUACAACUUGGGAAAGAGAUUAUGCUACUGAAUGAUCCCUGAUCGGGGAAGAUAGAGACUGAAAACUGCCAACCUGCGCCAGAUCAUCAGAAACUGCUUUCUGUCUUUAGUAUGGGUGGCCUGGAUCAUUGGAACUAUGGGAUUGGAGGAUGGCCAGUCGAGUCGAGUCCAUGUUUGCCGAGUCGAAUCGAGUAAAGUCCAUGUUUGUCGAGUCGAGUCGAGUCAAGUCCAUGUAUGUCCAGGUCAAGUCGAGUCGAGUCAGGUCCAUUCCUUUAGACUAUGGCAAUAUAAGGACCAUGGCAAUGACCAUAGCAUCGUAAGUCCAUAUCACGGCAAGGGCCACUUUUUAUGCAGCACGAACGGGCUCCACAGCACCGUCGUGCCUGAUUCUCGGUCGGGCUCGUCCAUCCUUGAUCUAGGAUGACGAUCGCCGCUCUUAUGCAGCACGAACGGGCUCCACAGCACCGACGUGCCUGAUUCUCGAUCGAGCUCGUCCAUCCUUGAUCUAGGAUGACGACCGCUGCUCUUAUGCAGCACGAACGGGCUCCACAGCACUGUCGUGCCUGAUUCUCGGUCGGGCUCGUCCAUCCUUGAUCUAGGAUGACGACCGCCGCUCUUAUGCAGCACGAACGGGCUCCACAGCACCGACGUGCCUGAUUCUCGAUCGGGCUCGUCCAUCCUUGAUCUAGGAUGACGCCUGCCGCUCUUAUGCAGCACGAACGGGCUCCACAGCAUCGCCGUGCCUGAUUCUCGGUCGGGCUCGUCCAUCCUUGAUCUAGGAUGACGACCGCCGCUCUUAUGCAGCACGGACGGGCUCCACAGCACCGACGUGCCUGAUUCUCGAUCGAGCUCGUCCAUCCUUGAUCUAGGAUGACGACCGCUGCUCUUAUGCAGCACGAACGGGCUCCACAGCACUGUCGUGCCUGAUUCUCGGUCGGGCUCGUCCAUCCUUGAUCUAGGAUGACGACCGCCGCUCUUAUGCAGCACGAACGGGCUCCAUAGCACCGUCGUGCCUGAUUCUCGGUCGGGCUCGUCCAUCCUUGAUCUAGGAUAACGAUCGCCGCUCUUAUGCAGCACGAACAGGCUCCACAGCACCGUCGUGCCUGAUUCUCGGUCGGGCUCGUCCAUCCUUAAUCUAGGAUAACGAACGUCGCUCUUAUGCAGCACGAACGGGCUCCACAGCACCGUCGUGCCUGAUUCUCGGUCGGGCUCGUCCAUCCUUGAUCUAGGAUGAGGACCGCCGCUUUUAUGCAGCACGAACGGGCUCCACAACACCGUCGUGCCUGGCUCUCGGUCGGGCUCGUCCAUCCUUGAUCUAGGAUGACGACCGCCGCUUUAUGCAGCAUGAACGGCUGGCUCAUCAGCGCCGUCGUGCCUUCUUUUUGAUCAGGCUCGUCGAUUCCUUAAUCUAGGAUGGCGAGCGUCACUUAUUAUGCAACACGAGCGACAUGCUCUACAACGCCGUCGUGUCUAGUGCGGGAUUGCACCUCACUUAUGGAUUAUGCAUGCUUUGCACCCAAAAUUAUUCAAAGACUGAUUCAGGGAUGGCAGGAAAGGACGUGAGCAAGAGUAUACUUUCUCGAGUAGAUUUGCAGGCUCACUACUCAAGAAACUGGGGGACUUGUGUUGGGGAAUAUUAUCCCGACACACUACUGUUCAGAGGCCCAAGUCAUCACCCGGUAUGAAGCCUGGUCAGCAAGGCCCAUUUAGGCCUACCCGACCCAUUUCGGCCUAACCGGCCCGAAUACGAAUUGUUUAGGCUCAAUAAGGCCUUUUCGGCCCAUUAGUGUGGGAGGGCUUUUCCCUCCUUCCUAUAAAUAGGAGGAAGGCUUUUCUUUAAAGGGGAUCUUUUUCCUCUUCUCUCUGGGGACAAUGUUUCCUCCCCAUCCCCUUUAGAUUAGUUGAUUUCAAGCUCCAUCAAUGGAAGCUCCAAGGUAUUUGUAUUACGUAAUUGGUGAGGAGAGCAGAAUAAUGAGAAAGAGCGGACUCUGACGUUAGCCUAAAAAGUCCCGUGGUUUUUUCCCUUUCCAGGUUUCCACGUAAAAAUAGCUAGUUUAUACACUUUUAUAUAUUUAUUCAUUUUUAUACCGAAUCUAUGAUCCUGAAUAUCCGAAGUUAUGUUGGACUUUCGGAUCUACGGGACUAAAACUCAACAAGCAUGUUUAGGAAAAAUGAAAUUGAAUAAACUCUAACUUUUAAAAGUAUUUUCCUUAUGUAUUUCCCUUAACCACAAUAUACUCAUUUGAGAUUUUUUCUUAAAUUCAGUACAAAUAAUGACUCUUUGUUUAUGAACUCUUCACUUACCAAAUUUUUUAUUUAAUCAGCCUCGUUCCUUUUUAAUCUUGUUUCAGAAACUUUUUUACUCUCUUAUUCUCCUACUAAUUGUUUGUCCUAUUCCAAUUACAGAUUUGCAUUGUAACAUAGUUUUGCGUAAUAAUAACAAAAUACUGCCUCAUCCCAACUUAAGGUUUCCAUGUGUCUUUUUUAGACGUUUCAUCUAAAUGAUUUCAUUUCUAUUUUACAAAAUAAUUAACACUUUUAAAUGAUAAUUUAAUCACCAAAUAUUAAAAAUAACACAUCUAUAACAUUACCGUUUUCUUCAAUGACUUCAUUAUAUUAUAUACCCAUCAAAACUAUUUUUCAAAAUAUACCUACAAUUACUUUAUUUAAUUUUUGCGUAAAUAGUCGUGUCUUAUUUCAAUUGGAACCUUAAGUUGUGACGAAUGUAGUACUAAAUUAGACAUUUAUAUGCGAGAAGUAAAAGUAAUAGUAACCAAACUUUGGUACUGUAUUAAAAAUAUUAAUGUUUAUAUUCAAUAUUCCCCAAUCCCACAUAUAUUAGAAAAACUGAAAUGUUAACACUACUAAUCUCAUUUCUAGGGAUGGUACAAACUAAUAUCAACUUAUUUUUUAUGAAAAAAACAACAUCAACUUAUUUUUUGAAAGAAACAAUAUCAGCUCAUUAAUAAUUUUGAGAAAAUGAAUCAUGUGAUAAUACACAAUAAUAACAACACUAUAUUGUAAUAACUUAAGCGUUAGGACUAAUGUUUUAAACUUCUCCAAAUAAAUUCUUUUUUAUAAGAAGUAUAGAUAAGUAGUAGUAUAAGGUCUUUUGAAUCAAUUUUAGAUUGUUUUAUUUGCAAUUAUCUAUUAACAGAUAAAAUCAAUUAUCUCUAUGUAAUUUUAUUGAUUAGCCUAUUUUCAAAGUCAAAUCUAAGCAUGGCAGAAAAUUGAAAGUAAAAAGUAUAUAUCCAUUUACUAUAUAGUAUAAUAUAGUAUAUGUAUUCUAUAUUAUACUAUCUAGCUCUCAGUCUCGCUAACAUUGGGACAUAUUGGGACAUGAAGAGGUUAUGUGGUUAUUAUGAAAUAUGAGUUUAUGUGCUUGACAUUGAACAAUUGAAUUGAUCAAGAAAGAUUUAUGACCACCGGUUGUGAGGUUACCGUGCUUAGUGGGAGGUCUGAAAUUGAAACUCGAUAGGCACAUAAGGGUUUGAAACUUAAUGAAGUGAGUUUCAGCCCUGAUUACUCCAGGCCCCCAGCCCCCUCCCCCAGCGCCCCUUGGAGUACAAAAAAAAAAGAUCAAGUCAGAAAGAUUUAUGACACAUAAAAUUUACCAAAUUUGGUAUCAGACAAUGUUAGUGGACGGAUCGAAAAGGAAAGAUCACACAAUCUAAUUAGCGGGACGGAGGGAGUAAUAUGAAUUGUGAAUAAUGUAUACGAAAGCAAUCAAACAUCUUUAUAUUAGGCAAGUAAAUGCAUAUGUAUACUCUGAGUGUAAUACCAAUCAAUUAUGUAUUACUCAUAAAUUAAUAUGUUGAAACGUUCCUAAACUUUGACAAUUGCUUUAUAAACUAUUAUAUUGAAUCUAUAUUUAUUAUAAUACUAAAUGGGUAAAUGGUAACAACUAAUGGCUUAUAAUAUAAACGCCUAAAUGGAAACAACUAAUUUAUUAGAUUUUAAACGGCAAUUAUUAUAUUCCAAACAUCAUAUUUUUUAAAAAAAUCCUAACAUCAUUUCCUAUCAUCCAUAUCUAUACUUAUUAUAAAUACGUUAUUAACUUUUAAAUAUGAAUAAAUAUUGUAGUGACAUGUGACCAAGAGUAAAUAAUAAAGUGACCCAUGACAAUAUCAUUAAUAUAAUGUGACUCCCAAUUGUAUAAUAUAUAGAUAUAGAUCAAUAAUAACACAUUUUAUAAUUAAUUUUUAAUAAUGAAAAUUAUUUGAAUAUAUGAUAAAAUAAUAUGGACCCACUUUCUGAUUAGAAAUUCAAUCAUAAGACAUCACAAAUCGAUAUCGAACUAUUAACAAAAGGUUAUUUCGAAAUGAUAUGACGUACUUGAUAUUUUGAUAUUAGUUCUUGAUAAGUUAAAUCACUAAAUUUCUAGUGAAAUAUAACUGUAAUUUGUAUCACGUUUAUUGUAUAUUCAAAUAGUUGAUGUUAUUAAACAUCUUUUCUAAAAUACAUAUUAUUCUUGAUUAACAAGUGAUAGUAGGUGAUAGAGUAUAUAGACUCGGACCCCCGGGUCUCACGACUAUUGGGCCCGGGCAGCGGCCCACAUACGCUCAGUAGAUAGCAUUUAUUUCAUUGUACACUCUAUUUUAUUCAUGUAUAUCCGUUAGAAUAGAUUAAAUACCAUUUGUUAGCCAUUUAUUGGACUUUUAUUGUAAAUGGGCCUUCCAGGCAAAGGCCUGGGAGCGCAGCCCACUUUUCUCCUAUAAAUACUCCCUAAGGGAGUCAUGUAAAGGGUGGAAAAUUCAUUAUAUAUAUCACUUUAUCUCUCUAGCUCUCUCUUUUCUCUAGAUAAUUAAUCUAUCAAAUGGUGCUUUCAUUGAGAGCUAGAGCAAAUCAAGUGAGAUCCUCCCAACCAAUAACACCUCAGUGACAACACUUCGGCCCUAGCUUGGGCCUUCCGCGAAGCAGCAAUUCGCUCUGCUCAGAUGUCUGCCAAAAUCACAAUCAUAGGAGCUUCACACUUCGGCCUAAGGAAGCACGUGUAUGGUAAAUGAUGGCCAGGAAAUAAGUAAUCAUAAGACUGGUCACCCCAUCCACCAAAGGUUCAAACUAUCCCACGGCCAACAGCUCCUACCUUGGCCAAAAUCAAACAAAAAAGAGGCAUGGAAAGAAAGUUGGUGGCAGCCCUUCGUCCAAUGACCGGCCAUAAGGUGGACCAUCAAGUGCUUCACCCAAACAAGGAAAGAACAACUUCCUCAUCUAAGAGCACUGGCCUCAACCACCUUGGCAGCAGUCCCUUCGGCCAAGGAGAGAUCUUUAGUGCCCAUCGUCCACGUUGGCUCCACCAUCACACGGCGUCCCUCGGCCAGACCAAUUAGGAAAUUCGGUGGACCCUCGUCCAUCCCGUCAUCCCUGGUUACCUUUGGCGCCGAAGCGCGGAGCAGUCGUCCAGAGCAGGACCCUCAUCCAUUCCAUCACCUUUGGUUACCGUCGGCCCCGAAUGGCGGAUCCUUCGGCCAGCACUCCGCAACUGCCAGAAUUCAAACAAAAGAAAAUAACGGCUGAAACAGAGGAAGGGCAGUCCCUUCGGCCAAGGAAAAGUCAGCGCCCCUCGUCCGCAACGGCCCCCAUCUGCUCCCUCAUUCCUCGGCCAUACCUAGAAAGAGGGAAUGAUACUACAGUCGCGUUCCACUUCGGCCAAGCAACACCAUCAUCGGCCAGCAAUCCUGCCGGCCAGAAAUCACACGUCGGCCAGAAGAUACACAACGGCCAAGCAAGAAAAGAAAACACCUCAUCGACCGGCACACCAUGGCUGGCAUCCCAUCGGCCGGCAGGCCGGCACACAUCGGCCGUUACACCGUCAGCCGGAACACAUCGGCCUGUACGCCAUUGGACAGCAACGCCUCGGCCGGUAACGCCGUCGGCCAGAAAUUCAUCGGCCAGAACUGAACAAAGGGAGUAAAGUUCUGCCACCCCUCGUCCGGCAGCCCAUCAUAAUGUUCCACCCUUGGCCAAAUGGGGCCCUCUCCCGAGCAGGUAGAUAACUUCUCUUCGGCCUCAACAGCCCAAACUGUGCACAACAGCCUUGUCUCGAACAGAGGAGCGGCAGUUCCCUCGGUAAAGGAAAGCUCCACUCGAUCUCUGCCGUCCGUAACGGCCCCAUCACCACGUAGUGCCCUUCGGUCAAACCUGGACAGAGGAGAGAACGACACCCCUUCGGCCAGUCCAACACCAUCGGCCGACUGCGUCUUCGGCCAACAGUAAGUCAUCGGCCAUCGGGAGGACCCAUCGGCCAAAGGUGCACCAUCGGCGGAGGGAGCUACACCUCCUUCGUCCAGGGUCACCCGUCCAUCCCUCAGCGAAGUCUCGCAUUGGCCAAAAUGGGUUCACCCCGGUCAAACAUCACGCUCCGGCUGGGGCCGGAGGUCGCCUCAGCAUCUGUCACCAGUGUCUGUCAUCAAUAUUUGGCUCCCGGUGCUACCUCUGUGGGACGGUAGCCCAUCGGCCACACACGGCAGGAAGGCGUCAACAGUCUGGAAAUCGUCCUCUCCCACGACCAGAGCAUCUCCUAGGCCAGGAAGGCUCCUCCUCGGCGUUCGUCGCUUCGCUCCAGGAUAGCCACAUCGGCGAUUACAGUAGGCAUAAGUCCCAUGGUCUGGCAACGGUGGGAGGUUUCUCUCUCAGUGGCAGGAACGAACCAUCUCCUUUGUCUCUCCCGAUCCUCAUCGCAGCAGGUUCUGUGGCCGGAAAUUAAAAGGCACUGGGCCAGGGCUAAACUAAAGUUGACGGGCCAAGACUACACGGAGUCCAGGAUUUCUCAUCAGAGGUCCAUUUACCCGGCCCAAAUAAGAGGUAAGUGCCACUAAAUUUCCCUCCUACUUUAUGCAUUAAGUAUGGAGCAAAAUAGUUUUACUACUAUUCAAAAAAAAAUGGUUUUAUUAACUAUUCAAAAGAAAAAUGAAGUAAUAAUAAAAAUUACUACUGUGAUUAUUUUGACCACCUUUGAUGCCGGUUAAAAUCCCCAAAAUGGUGCAACCCAAGCUCUAGUCUACUGAACAUCUUUAUAUGAUGAUUUUAAUUAUAUUUGGGUCCCUCGACCUACCCUAGCCACCUUUAUUUGGUGACUCGGGCAUCUAAAAAUGAGGGCCGCUACCGGCCGCACAUGGAAUUAUGCCCGAGAGCGGUAAACGGUACACCUCGUUCUCCGAGACGCUAAUCGCGUCGCCCAAAAGCCGUUGCCAUGAACAACACACCUAUUGUAUUCCGCUUAUUUUUUGGAAAUGUAAAUAGAAGAUACCACGUGUCGUAUCAGCAGGCUUCGAGCGAAAGACUCAGGUCUGCUCCACUUUGUAUUUUGUAUCAGCGAAGGGCUCAGGCCUAGCUGAGAGAGCACAUCGUCCUGGCCCCGUAAGCCUAGAGUGAAACGCUCAGGUAUGGCCGACAUUGUCCCCAGGACGAGGGGCCCGCAAACGGCCCACGUCUUGAAACGGGAAGCUCACCGCGCCGUCCACGCGCCAGAUCGCAGGACGACAGGCCUGAAAUCAUGGCCGAGGUGACAAAAUCCCAAAACUCAGGGAUGGGCAACGGCAGCCGUUGGAAACCAACCAAAAGUCUAGCCCGCGUCAUAAAUAGGCGACGGGACCCCCCUGAGAUCACGGACAUUAUAAACGAAGUCCGAACCGGCCGAAGGACGAGCACACCCUUCAGCCGAAGCCUGAAAGAAGGAUACUCCCCGAAAUAGGGAACGGAAACGGAAAUAACAAAAAAGAAAAGAAAAGGAAAAAGAAAAAAUAAAAGAGGGAAGCCGAGGACCACGCGCACUCGCCGUCCUCGAGCAAUAAAAAAUGAAAUCCCCACAACAAUAAUAAGUACAUACCAGGCAAAUACUACACAUUAUGGACGAAGCAAGACCAUACAUGCGGAUUAGACGAGCGCCCAGCGCCGUCCCUCAUCUUAGACGAGCGCCCAGCGCCGUCCCUCAUCUUCAGACGAGCGCCCAGCGCCGUCCAUCAUCUUAGACGAGCGCCCAGCGCCGUCCUCCAUUUGUAGACGAGCGCCCAACGCCGUCCCUCAUUUUCAGACGAGCGCCCAGCGCCGUCCUUCAUUCUUAGACGAGCGCCCAGCGCCGUCCCUCAUCUUAGACGAGCGCCCAGUGCCGUGCUUCAUUCUUAGACGAGCGCCCAUCGCCGUCCUUCAUUCUUAGACGAGCGCCCAACGCCGUCCUUCAUUUUUUAGACGAGCGCCCAGCGCCGUCCCUCAUCUUAGAUGAGCGCCCAGCGCCGUCCCUCAUCUUAGACGAGUGCCCAGCGCCGUCCUUCAUUCUUAGACGAGCGCCCAGCGCCGUCCUUCAUUGGUAGACGAGCGCCCAGCGCCGUCCCUCAUUUUCAGAUGAGCGCUCAGCGUCGUCCACCAUCUUAGACGAGCGCCCAGCGCCGUCCAUCAUCUUAGACGAGCGCCCAGCGCCGUCUUCCAUUUGUAGACGAGCGCCCAGCGUCGUCCAUCAUCUUAGACGAGCGCCCAGCGCCGUCCAUCAUCUUAGACGAGCGCCCAGCGCCGUCUUCCAUUUGUAGACGAGCGCCCAGCGGCGUCCCUCAUUUUCAGACGAGCGCCCAGCGCCGUUUUUCAUCCUUAAACGAGCGCCCAACGUCGUCCUUCAUUUGUAGACGAGCGCCCAACGCCGUCCCUCAUUUUCAGACGAGCACCCAGCGCCGUCCUUCAUCCUUAGACGAGCGCCCAGCGCCGUCCUUCAUCCUUAGACGAGCGCCCAGCGCCGUCCUUCAUCUUUAGACGAGCGCCCAGCGCCGCCCCUCAUCUUAGACAAGCGCCCAGCGUCGUCCUUCAUUUUUAGACGAGCGCACAGCGCCGUCCAUCAUUUUUAGACGAGCGCCCAGCGCCGUCCCUCAUUUUCAGACGAGCGCCCAACGCCGUCCAUCAUCUCAGACGAGCGCCCAGCGCCGUCCAUCAUCUUAGACGAGCGACCAGCGUCGUCCCUCAUCUUAGACGAGCGCCCAUCGCCGUCCUUCAUUCUUAGACGAGCGCCCAGCGCCGUCCUUCAUUUUUUAGACGAGCGCCCAGCGUCGUCCCUCAUUUUCAGACGAGCGCCCAGCGCCGUCCAUCAUUUCUCAGACGAGCGCCCAGCGUCGUCCCUCAUUAUAGGACCGGCUCCUCAUCGCCGUUGUCCUCACAUCACGACCGGCCCCUCGGCCUCGGCGUGAUCAUCUAUCUCAAGACCGGCUUCCUCAGCGCCGCGAGUCUUGAGCUGGCGAUCGGGCUCAUCAUCCCUUCCCGGAUGGUGACCAUCGCCUCUAUAUGACGAUCGGCUUCACCAUCGCCUUGUCAUCAUUAUUUGGACCGACUCCUCAUCGUCGUCAUCCUCAUAUCAUGAUCGACCCCCUCGGCCUCGACGUGAUUAUUUAUCUCGAGACCGGUCUUAGUCAUCCCUUCCCGGAUGGCGACCGUUGCAUGGAUCUUCGGACCGGCCCCUCAGUGCCUUCGUCCUCAUAUCACGACCGGCCCCCUCGGCCUCGACGUGAUUAUUUAUCUCGAGACCGGUCUUAGUCAUCCCUUCCCGGAUGGCGACCGUUGCAUGGAUCUUCGGACCGGCCCGUCAGUGCCGUCGUCCUCAUAUCACGACCGACCCCCUCGGCCUCGGCGUGAUUAUCUAUCUCAAGACCGGCUCCCUCAGCGCCGCGAGUCUUGAGCUAGCGAUCGGGCUCGCCAUCCCUUCCCGGAUGGUGACCAUCGCCUUUAUAUGACGAUCGGCUUCAUCAGCGCCUCGUCAUCAUAUUAUAGGAUCGACUCCUCAUCAUCGUCGUCCUCAUAUCACGACCGACCCCCUCGGCCUCGGCGUGAUUAUCUAUCUCAAGACCGGCUUCCUCAGCGUCGCGAGUCUUGAGCUAGCGAUCGGGCUCGCCAUCCCUUCCCGGAUGGUGACCAUCGCCUUUAUAUGACGAUCGGCUUCAUCAGCGCCUCGUCAUCAUAUUAUAGGAUCGACUCCUCAUCGUCGUCGUCCUCAUAUCACGACCGACCCCCUCGGCCUCGGCGUGAUUAUCUAUCUCAAGACCGGCUUCCUCAGCGCCGAGAGUCUUGAGCUAGCGAUCGGGCUCGCCAUCCCUUCCUGGAUGGUGACCAUCGCCCUUAUAUGACGAUUGGCUUCAUCAUUGCCCCGUCAUCAUAUUUCGGAUUGGCUCUUUUCAUCGCCAUCCGCGCAUCACGAACGGCCCCUCAGCCUCGGCGUGACUAUCUAUCUCAAGACCGGCUUCCUCAGCGCCGAGAGUCUUGAGCUGGCGAUCGGGCUCAUCAUCCCUUCACGGAUGGUGACCAUCGCCUCUAUAUGACGAUCGGCUUCACCAUCGCCUUGUCAUCAUUAUUUAGACCGACUCCUCAUCGUCGUCGUCCUCAUAUAACGAUCGACCCCCUUGGCCUCGACGUGAUUAUUUAUCCCCAAGACCGGUCUCAAUCAUUCCUUCAUCAGAUGGCGACCGCUGCUUGGACUUUUGGAUCAGCCUCAUAGUGCUGACGACCUCACAUCACGAUCGGCCCCUCGGCCACGACGUCACACCCUAUCCCAACACCGGCUUCAUCAGCGCCGAAUGUGUUGGGCUAGCGAUCAGGCUCGCCAUCCCCUCCUGGAUGGUGACUAUCGCCUCUAUAUGACGAUCGGCUCCAUCAUCGCCUUGUCAUCAUAUUUCGGACUGGCUCAUUAUUGUUGUCCGCACACCACGAUCAGCCUCUCGGCCUCGACGUGAUUGUUUAUCUCAAGACCGGCUCCCAACGCCGAAGUCUUGUUAUAGCGAUUGGGCUCGCCAUCCCUUCCCGGACGACGACCGUCGCCCCUAUAUGACGCACGGCUCAUCAUCGCUCCGUCCUCACAUUUAGACCGGCCCCAGCGCCGAAGUCCUUAUCUAGCGACCAGGCUCGCCAUUCCCUUCCUUGAUGGUGACUGUCGCCUUCAUAUGACGCAUGGCUUAUCAUCGCCUCGUCCCCAUAUUCGGACCGGUUCGUCAGCGCUGUCGUCCUCAUAUUCGGACCGACUCAUCAGCGUCGUCGUCCUCAUAUUCAGACAGGCGUCCACCGCCUCGUCCCCCUAUUCAGAUAUAGCGAACAUCUUGUGGUCUCCGACCGAAAGGCUAAAGGAGCCCAGAGUUCAGCCAUAUAUCGCUCCGUCAUCUUUAUUUGAUGACGCGAAGCUCAUUUGCAGGCCCAUCGGCCAUACAUCGCUCUGUCAUCUUUAGUUGAUGACGCGAAGCUCAUUUGCAGGCCCAUCGGCCAUAUCCUCUGUCAUCUUUAUUUGAUGAUGAAGAGCUCAUUUGUAGGUCCAUCGGCCAUAUAUCGCUCUGUCAUCUUUAUUUAAUGACGAAUAGCUCAUCUACAGGACCAUCGGCCACAUAUCGUUCUGUCAUCUUUAUUUGAUGACGAGGAACUCAUUUGUAGGCCUCUGAGCCACAUCUUGCUCCGUCAUCUUUAUUUGAUGACGCGAAGCUCAGUUGCAGGCCCAUCGGGCAUAUAUCGCCUCGUCAUCUUUAUUUGAUGACGUGAAGCUCAUUUACAGGCCCAUCGGCCAUAUCUCGCUCCGUCAUCUUUAUUUGAUGACAUGGCGCUCGCAUAUAGGCCUCUGAGCCAUACAUCACCCCGUCAUCUUUAUGUGAUGACGUGGAGCUCUCAUAUAGGCCUCUCUCGGCCGCACCAUCGCCCCGUCGUCUUUAUUUGACGACGUGGAGCUCUUAUGCAGGCCCCUCGGCCGCACCAUCGCCCCGUCGUCUUUAUUUGACGACGUGGAGCUCUUAUGCAGGCCUCUGAGCCAUACCAUUGCCCCGUCGUCUUUAUUUGACGAUGUGGAGCUCUUAUGCAGGCCCCUCGGCUGCACCAUCGCCCUGUCGUCUUUAUUUGACGACGUGGAGCUCUUAUGCAGGCCCCUCGGCCGCACCAUCGCCCCGUCGUCUUUAUUUGACGACUUGGAGCUCUUAUGCAGGCCCCUCGGCCGCACCAUCGCCUCGUCGUCUUUAUUUGACAACGUGGAGCUCUCGUACAGGCCUCUCGGCCCAUCGGCCUUACGUUCUGGUCAUCUUUAUUUGAUGAACCAGACAUCAUAUUGUGGACGGUCGCUCGACCCAUCCCUUAGUCAUCUUUAUUUGAUGACUAGGACUACUGAUCAUGAUGAGCUACCCACAUCUAGAGAUCGGCCUCGACCAUCCAGCAGACGGGCACCGCUACAGCUCCAUCUCCAGGCCGAAGGGCUCGCACCUUUUGUUUCAUUUUGGGGGCAUCCGGUGUACUCUUUUUCCCUCAUUAGGAUUUUUUCCCACAGGGUUUUUCCUAAUGAGGUUUUUAACGAGGCAUCUCCCCAUCGUGGAUCAAAAGGUGUCAACCCUCGGCCCCCUGUUGAAGACAUCAUCCGACACGCAUUACUCUACUCCUCUUCACCUCAUUACACUCGCCUCAAGGAGUGGGGGACUGGAAGAGCGGGGGACUUAGCGCCUCCGUUAACCAAAGAAGCAGAAAUUCAAAUUUUUGUUCACGAAGUUUACUCACCAGACGACGACAGAUCAGCACACAGUUCUACUCUCUUUCGCCUCGAAUACUCUCGACUCAGAGAGUGGGGGACUCAUGAUAGAGUAUAUAGACUCGGACCCCCGGGUCUCACGACUAUUGGGCCCGGGCAGCGGCCCACAUACGCUCAGUAGAUAGCAUUUAUUUCAUUGUACACUCUAUUUUAUUCAUGUAUACCCGUUAGAAUAGAUUAAAUACCAUUUGUUAGCCAUUUAUUGGCCUUUUAUUGUAAAUGGGCCUUCCAGGCCCAAGCCUGGGAGCCCAGCCCACUUUUCUCCUAUAAAUACUCCCUAAGGGAGUCAUGUAAAGGGUGGAAAAUUCAUUAUAUAUAUCACUUUAUCUCUCUAGCUCUCUCUUCUCUCU
This is a messenger RNA of Cuscuta europaea, 18664 nucleotides long. Lineage: Eukaryota; Viridiplantae; Streptophyta; Magnoliopsida; Solanales; Convolvulaceae. The record is from the annotation of a GenBank genome assembly.